Messenger RNA from Propithecus coquereli (Coquerel's sifaka), 429 nucleotides. It is a transcript of the gene NDUFB5, whose product is annotated as NADH dehydrogenase (ubiquinone) 1 beta subcomplex, 5, 16kDa. The transcript is spliced from 3 exons. The record is from RefSeq and is a predicted model, not a curated record. NCBI's taxonomy places the organism in Eukaryota, Metazoa, Chordata, Mammalia, Primates, Indriidae. The coding region runs from base 19 to 393 and encodes 124 amino acids.
CUGUUGCCCGACGUAGCCAUGGCGGCCAUGAGUUUACUGCAGCGAGUUUCGGUCGCUUCGGUGGCAGCUCUGUCGGGCCGCCGCCUUGGCACUCGACUAGGAUUCGGGGGCUUCCUCACCCGUGGCUUUCCGAAGGCUGUCGGUGGGUGCUGGCCUAGCGAGAAACAUCCUAUAUCAAGAUGGAUCGCACGUACUUUCUAUGAUUGUCCUGAAAAGAAUUAUGAAAGAACAAUGGCUAUCCUUCACAUUGAAGCUGAAAAGGCUGAAUUACGGUUAAAGGAACUGGAAGUACGAAGAUUAAUGCGUCAGAGAGGAGAUGGACCCUGGUAUCAAUAUCCGACCACUGAUAAGUCACUUAUUGACCAUUCUCCAAAAUCGAGUCCCGACAACUAAUCAUUUGUUUCUUCAAAUACAAAGUAUAUUCUCUGA